Molecule: messenger RNA, 1032 nt
Organism: Homarus americanus (American lobster)
Lineage: Eukaryota; Metazoa; Arthropoda; Malacostraca; Decapoda; Nephropidae
Exons: 3
Coding region: 1-1032 (343 amino acids)
Source: RefSeq, a predicted model, not a curated record
AUGACGAAGGAGACAUCAGUCAGUACACAGUGUGUUCAGUACAGUACACAGUGUGCAGGAGGCACCAGCACACACAGUGUGGCAGGAGGCACCAGCACAGAACACAGUGUGGCAGGAGGCACCAGCACAGAACAGGCAGGAGGCACCAGCACAGAACACCAGGAGCACCAGCACAGCACACAGUGGCAGGAGGCACCAGUACAGAACACAGUGUGGCAGGAGGCACCAGUACAGUACACAGUGUGGCAGGAGGCACAGCACCAGCACAGUAAAGAGUGGCAGGAGGCACCAGCACAGCCCACAGUGUGGCAGGAGGCACCAAGCAGGAGAGGCACCAGCAGCACAGUGUGGCAGGAGGCACCAGCACAGUACACAGUGCAGGAGGCACCAGUACAGCCCACAGUGUGGCAGGAGGCACCAGCACAGCCCACAGUGUGGCAGGAGGCACCAAGUGGCACCAGUGCACACAGUGUGGCAGGACACCCAACAGAACCAUUCACAGUGUGGCAGAGGCAGCACAGCACAGUACCAGUACAGAGUGUGGGGAGGCACCACACAGUACACAGUGUGGCAGGAGGCACCAGUACAGCCCACAGUGUGGCAGGAGGCACCAGCACAGCCAGUACACAGUGUGGCAGGAGGCACCAGCACAGCCCACAGUGUGGCAGGAGGCACCAGCACAGCCCACAGUGGCAGGAGGCACCGUACAGUACACAGGUGGCAGGAGGCACCCAGCAGUGUGGCAGCACAGUACACAGUGUGGCAGGAGGCACCAGCACACACAGUAUAGUACAAAGAGUGGCAGAGGGGCACAGUGGGCAGGAGGCACCAGCACAGCCCACAGUGUGGCAGGAGGCACCAGCACAGAACAGAGUGUGGCAGGAGGCACCAGGUAGAGUACAGUACACAGUGUGGCAGGAGGCACCAGCACAGCCCCAGUGUGGCAGGAGGCACCAGCACAGAACAGAGUGUGGCAGGAGGCACCAGUAUAGUACAAGAGUGGCAGGAGGGUACGGUACACAGUGUGCAUAG